Messenger RNA from Amoebophrya sp. A120, 3349 nucleotides. The record is from the annotation of a GenBank genome assembly. Lineage: Eukaryota; Dinophyceae; Syndiniales; Amoebophryaceae.
CCGUGAUCCAAGCUCGACCGGCGUGGGCUUUCCGUGUCGGAUCAUAAUUCUUACUCCGGACGAACAAAGGAUAAUUAAGGUAGGCCUGCUCAGUGGCCACCUCUUAGUAGAGUCUGGUACCUGCAACAAGAAAGGUUGAAAUGACGUAACGAUAACUCGUAAACAUUUCAUCUUCAACCCGGGAGCUGCCAGAAAUCGCGACGAUGUGUCUGAAGCUUUGCUGUGCGCUGGUCGUGACGCUGCUUAGCAGCACUAUUGUUCCUGGCAGCGGAGGAGAUCUUCUCGCGUACAGCUACGCCGGCGCCCUUUCAUUCGUCCAGGCAACGAAUAUCGCCGGAUCUGCUGCAACGACGAGUACAGGCGCUACGACCGCUUCUCCACCCGCUAAUACAACUAGUACAGCGACAACCGCCAAUUCUUCUCCUUCCCAAACACAAGUCCAACCCCCAGCACCGCCCCGCCCGGCCACCGACACGAGCGAAGAGAACCUGUGGAAGCAAGUGAGCUCUCUCUGGUGGGUCUUACUCAUCGCGGCGUUCAUUCUCCUCUUUAUCUACCCGGGGCUGUGCUACGAGUUUCUCUUUUCCGACGCGGACACCAUCGAGGAAGCGAACUUGCGGGAUCAGGAGUUCAUUCUGAAAAUACUGAAACACGGACCGCCUGCGAAGUCCGACGUCGUCGCGAGAAACGACGCGGGCGAAGUGGAGGUGAAUUUCAAGCAAAUCGGCAACCGGUUUUCCAGUUGGAGUCCCGGACCGGCGGGGAGUAAUAAUCUAGGAGGUGCAGCAGGGAACAAUAAAGCGAACAGCAGUAGCGCCGGCCCGAAAAAGCCAGCGCACGGUGUGGGCGGCACGAGGCGACACUCUUUGGUCCGGAAAGACCAACCAGACCACAGCGCAGAAUCUACUGCCCGGAAGAACAGCUUCGUGACCCAGGAACGCCGGUGGUCCGAAGCGACGUUGGAGUCGAGCUACGACGGGGGUUACUGCAACGGGUUUGAGUUGUUUCAAAAUUCCGUUUUCCAGGCCACGUUUAACUACAAAAAGUCUCUGACGAAGAAAGCGGUCGCGUCGAAGAACAAAACGGCUGCGCUGAUCGCGACUGUCAGUGGGGGUGGUUUGGGCGGUUCAAGCAAAACUACGUCGAAUAAAACGCCGAACUCAAAUCUGUCCAACAAUAAGACCCCCUCGACCCUCUUCUCUUCCUUCACGAAAGCGGAGGAAGAUGCGGCUGCGAAUCUCGAAACCGCGUGCUACCACCGGAAGGCGACCAACUGGAAAUCCACCCUGGACAAGGGCUAUCCUGCGCAAAAGUACCGUACUCGUAUUGAUUGCAAAUAUGCAUGACAAAUCUCCUUCCACCUAAGGUAAAACAGCAUUACAAAUUCCCCUUUUCCUCUUGCCGAAAUUUGUGAUGCACUUUAUACUAGUACAAUAGCGAAACUUUUGCAAUGCAUAAGGGCUACAUCGCGUUCACCAAUUUCAACCCGGCAGCCCAGACUUUCACGGGCAACGGGACGGAUGAGCGGAACGGACCGUUUGACGUCAUCGGGCGGUAUGAUCAGCAGACGGGGCGGAUUUGGUGGAAGCAGAUUUUCAAACAGCGGAUCUCCAGUAGAGGGAGUUUGUUCGGACUCGGAGCGGAAGCGGCGGAUCAUGGUGCAACCGCGGAUCAGACGGGUAGAAAACUCACCAUCGACGACGGAGCGGAGCCCAGCACCCAAUCCACGGUCACCUUGAUCUGUGUCGCGGCGAAAAUCUCAACUCAAACGGGACGGACGAUCACGGGGAGGUUUAUUCCAAACGGGGGUUUGAAUCGGGGCGGGGUGAUACAUCUGUUCCGGAAACCGAUUGCCGCGGGAGAUCCGGACAAGUACAAUUCGGUAUUUAGUGUGACGGGGGUGAAAGACCUCGGAAAUAACAAUCCGAUGUUGCUGGUCGAGAACGAAAUCAACGCCGGGCGAUGUGGGCCUUCUUCGUCCCUCGACCGUAGCAUGAGCGGUUUCGGGUCUUCUUCCAGGACUCCAAGCCGGUAUUACGCCAGCGCAGUGAACCCGAUGGAAGUGGAAAGCGUGGAUAGCUACGGAGAGCAUGAAGCACAAGCAGCAAAUCCUACUAGAAAUGGACCGUCAGGAACUUCAACUUCUUCUUACAACGCCCCGCCUGGAACAACUAUGACAGGUUUCUCACCCGCCCUUUCGCAACAAUCCAAGAAGAGUUCGAAAAGCGCAGCUGGUAUGAAAUCGAACAAAACAACAACAUCAGCAACAACUCCCUCCGCCUCUGCAAAAAAGAAGAAAGAAAAAAAGCACAGCAAGAGAAGCAAGAGAGACGAGCUUGCCGCGAGCAAAACUUCAACGCUGUUUAACCGGUCGACCAGUUCGUUAGAGGAGUUUGUCACCGAUGAUCCGGUCGGGUACCGGGUGAGUACUAGUAGCAGUAAGAAGGUGUCGGAGUACGGGAUGAAAAUUUCUACGGACGUUUUUGAAGCCAGUUCGGGACACAGUCCGCUCUUCAUGGAGAAACACCGGGCAAGCAUUGUGCAGGUGUGAGGUGGAUAGAGGUGGUAGUAGGGCUGCUACUGCUAGUACAGGUCACCCAAACUUAUGAUGGAUAUGGAUUAGAUUUUCCGCAUUGAUUCGAAUUUCUUCGUACCUCUUCUCACAGAUUGAUGAAAAAAGUUUUAGCGUCAGAAGUUUGAACGAUUUGUAUGAUUGGUUGUGCCAGAGUCAGCCUCAGUAAUGGAAAAAUGCACCUAUGAUAAUGCAGCAUAGAUAGACAUAGACAAAAUUCAUGGUAACUUUUUUGGAAACAAGAAAAUCCCAAGAUGAAUUAUCGGAUCAACAUACUCGUUUUUGUCAUGGCACGCACCGCGAAGUAGUAGAGCGCAAUGUCAUCUUUGACUUGUUUUUUUGGACAAUUUCUUGCCAAGCACACGUUUCAACAUAAAGAUUUCUAUUCCUUGUUUUCCUCGAAGAUUAAUCGCACCUACGGGGGAUGAUGUUGAACUCAUUCCGUCGCAGCGUCGUGUCUUGAUGUGUUAAUGUUCCAGCUUCAUCUCAUCACCUGAAUGCUAAGGGUCGUACUAUCACCGUAAAAAAUCCAUAGGACAAGAUUCUUCUCGCGCUCGAGUCAUAACCAACUGCAGCUGGAGCAUCUUUGAUAUUGGACAAUGAUGACAGCGAGCACUCUAAUCUGCCAUCAAAUCUGUAAUUUUAUUUUCGACGACUGCGCUUGGGCUUGUUGCACGCUGCACUGAAUUAACUUAGAAAGAAAAAUGCUUCGCUGAGGACAUCAAUACAAGUGGAAUUUGCGUCUAGUAAGCAUCCAAGGCACCGAGGAGAAGUUUG